Molecule: messenger RNA, 1680 nt
Organism: Trichophyton verrucosum HKI 0517
Lineage: Eukaryota; Fungi; Ascomycota; Eurotiomycetes; Onygenales; Arthrodermataceae
Product: MFS maltose permease, putative
Exons: 2
Coding region: 1-1680 (559 amino acids)
Biological process (GO): carbohydrate transport; transmembrane transport
Cellular component (GO): membrane
Molecular function (GO): carbohydrate:proton symporter activity
Source: RefSeq, a predicted model, not a curated record
AUGGCGUCCGAAAAGAAAGACAUCGAUGCGAGCAAUGUUGGUUCGACUCGAUUGUCGGUGGGAGAGAGUGAUGGUGAAAAUGCGCCGAUUGCAGAUAUCUUUCAGAAUGCGAAAGCUGCUACGGACAAGGAGCGAAAAAUGACGCUGCUGCAAGGAAUAAGGCUCUAUCCGAAGGCACUAGCAUGGAGCAUUUUGAUCUCAACAUGCAUUGUUAUGGAAGGCUACGACAUCAGUCUGAUAAGCAACUUUUACGCUUUCAGGCAAUUCAACCAAAAGUUUGGAGUACGGCUAGAAGAUGGAACUUAUCAAGUUCCAGCGCCUUGGCAAGCUGGUCUCAGCAAUGGUGCAGCUGUAGGUGAGAUAUUCGGCUUAUUCCUGAAUGGAUGGGUCUCGGAACGCUUUGGUUAUCGGUGGACAAUCCUGGGAUCUCUGGCCUGGUUGGCUGCCUUUAUAUCCCUCUUCUUUACCGCUCAGAACGUACAAACUCUUCUUGCGGGCGAAAUCCUCUGUGGCAUUCCAUGGGGUGUAUUCCAGACCCUUACCAUCACCUAUGCCUCCGAGGUGUGCCCCGUGGCACUACGUGGUUACCUGACAACCUAUGUUAACCUCUGCUGGGGACUUGGGCAGCUCAUAGGCAUAGGAGUAAUCCGGUCAAUGUUGGAUCGAGAAGAUGAAUGGUCCUUCAGAAUACCCUAUGCACUACAGUGGAUGUGGCCAUUACCACUCGCAAUUGCAAUUUACAUGGCCCCAGAAUCACCAUGGUGGCUAGUCAGGAAGGGUCGCAUUGCAGAUGCAAAACGCUCGCUUCUCCGGCUGACUAGUCGGAGUGACGAGAGUGAUUUCAAUGCCGAUGAGACCAUUGCGAUGAUGCUUCAUACAACAGCUUUAGAGGCUAAAAUUACACGUGGAGCCACCUACUGGGACUGUUUUAAGGGAACAGACCUUCGUCGAACGGAAAUCGUAUGCAUGGUCUGGGCUAUGCAGAACCUUAGCGGCAACUCCUUUUCGAAUUAUUCGACCUACUUCCUGGAACAGGCGGGAUUGUCCUCAUCCCAUGCCUACUCGUUUGCUAUGGGGCAGUAUGCUAUUAAUAUGGUUGGAGUCUUUGGUGCUUGGGGCCUAAUGUCCUUCGGGAUUGGCCGGAGGACCCUCUACCUUGCUGGUCUAUGUGGCCUUUGCGCCAUGUUGAUGGUUAUGGGAUUCCUCGGUCUGGUGCCACAGUCACACAGGGACGCGGGAUCCCUUGCUACUGGAAGUAUGAUGAUCGUUUGGGCUUUGUUCUAUCAGCUUUCUGUUGGCACGGUUACCUAUUCGAUUGUCUCCGAACUUUCAACACGGAGACUCCAGAUCAAGACCAUUGUGCUAGGUCGAAACUUAUACAACAUCGUUGCAAUUAUAUGCAAUGUUUUGACCCCUUUUAUGCUCAAUCCUAGUGCAUGGAAUUGGGGUAACUAUGCCGGUUUCUUCUGGGGAGGCAUCUGCUUCUGCUGCAUCGUCUACAGUUACUUCCGCCUCCCGGAACCCCAAGGAAGGUCCUUUGCCGAGCUCGACGUCCUAUUUGAGCGUGGGAUUAGUGCACGGAAGUUUGCUUCUACCGAGGUCGAUGUGUUCAGCGAAGAGGUGGCAACCAAUGUGAUUGACACAUAUAAAGAGAAAGACUCUGGGAACGUUGAGCCCUAG